AUGUUGAAGGACCGAAGAUCCUACUGUGCGAUUCCUUACGAGAUACAUAGCUACUCCACAUAUGCUUCCGUGUAUGUGCCAAACAAUAUCAAAAGAAACGACCCCAUGGAUCCCAACUCAAGGUGGUCCACGUCAACCAAUGAUCAUCUCCAAUACAUCAUCCUGAAAGUCCCCCCAAGUCUUGUUGUGACCAUUACGUUCGGAAAAUACAACAAGAUGCAUGUAUCCAAUGUCAAGAAGAUGAGAAUAAGUGUUUCUGAGGAUGGAGUUGAGUACAAAGAGGUCUUGUGUGGAGGGCUAAAAAAUGAUUCUGAAAUGGAAACCUUCAAUCUCCUUGUGAAAGACGAGGCAUACUACAUUGCCCAGUAUGUCAAGAUCGAGCCUCUGGCCGCAUGGGGUGUCAACUUUAGUUAUUCAUUGUGGUUUGUUGAGCUCCGGGGGAUUAUGGAUGUUGAGAAGUUUAUUAGAUAUAACGAAAUGAUUGUGUUCGGGAGAUCAAUGAGAAGUUGCUUGAGAUUUCUUAGAGAUAGUGGAUUCAGAGAUGUUUAUGAGAUCCUUGAGAAAAGAAGCUCAGAUAAAAUCGAGGAUGAAGUUGUAAAGCACAUAAGAAAGUUGCUGGAAAGUCACAGAUACGAAGAUGUGGAGGCGGUUUUAGACAAGUUGGAUCCAUGUGUUUUCCAAGGGUUCAUAGACAAUUCUCCAUACACACUUGUGUGGACAGAGAUACCAAGGACUGAAGUAUGGCCAUGUGAGAGAGGAGGGCAUCAAAUGGCUGAGAUGGAUGGAAGCUUGUAUGUCUAUGGAGGAUGGAACGGGGUAGAGGAGCUUGAGGAUUUUUGGAGAUACAAAGAUGGGGAAUGGACUGAGAUCAAAGUGGAUGGGAGAACACCCGGAAAAAGAAGUUGCCACAGGAUGAUCUCUAACAAGUCAAAGCUUUAUCUGAUGGGGAAGUAUAUUCCUUUGUCCUCUCGUAAAGCUUUUUCAGGAAGAUCAGAUAUCUGGGCUUUUGAUGGGGAGUGGAAAGUUAUAAAUAUGAAUGAUGAGGGAGGGCCGGGGAAUAUAUAUGACCAUCAAAUGGUUGCUACCGGAGAUAAGUUAUGUGUUUUUGGAGGGAGAUCGACUGAAAGGGAGGACAUAUAUUCUGGACUCUAUAUGUUUUCCCUUGAUGAUACAUCUCCAAGCUAUGAAGAUGAAGAAGAUGUCCUUGAAGAUUACCAAAAAAUGAAUGAGAUGGAAAAGGCUGCUUUUGGGCUAGAUGGAAGAUACAAGAAUGCUAGCAAUCCGGUCAGAAGAAAAGAACAACUUUCUGGAUCCAUCUGUGUUAGGGAAUCAUCAUUUGGAUCGAGAGUUUUGCAUGAGAGUAUAACAGAUGAAUCUAAUUCAAGGCAUGAGCUUUCGACGUCGUCAUCAGGCCUGGUUAUAAGUAGAUGGACCAUGGUAAGGUCUGACACGGUACAGCCACCCAACACACCUUCUUUGAAGUCUAGAUUAGGGCACAGCAUGGUGUUUAUUCCUCCAGACUAUAUCGAAGGUAGCAUUUAUAACAACAGCCUUGCAAUUAUAGGGGGGCAGAGAAAUAAGAAUUCAAUAAGAGAGAUUCUCUUUUACAGCCUUGAUACAGAUACCGUUUACCAAAGUGUGCCGUUUCCUAUAAAUGGAGACGGGAAGAUUAUCCAGCGGGGUCUUCUUUAUUUGUCAGAGAUUGUUGUUCUUUUUUGCCAUGGAAAGGAAAAGGAAGGGAAGCUUGAGAGCAUAGAUGUAUAUACCUACUCCCUUACUAGAAAAAGAUGGACAAAGGUGAUUGCCAAAACUCGAGCAGAGACGGGGGUGGAUAUUAAACCACUUUCAAGGUCUGCACAUCAGUUUAUUCAGAUGAACGGAUGGUUUUAUCUGUUUGGAGGGAAUGUGUCUGAGAGGACGGACCGGCGUGUGAACGACAUGUGGGUAUUUAGGCUCGAAAAGAAAACAAACAAGGAGAUCCGCCAUCUAUCAAAGUUUCUUGUCAGGAAGCACAAAUAUCUCCAUCUCCUUGGGAUUGAUGAGAAGAAGGCUGUCGAUUAUCUUAGAACCUCUGUGCUGAGCAUGGCUGUUGACGAAGACACAAGAGAGAUUUUUGAAGACUUGUGCCGUGAAGUGUACAAGAGAAAGAUCUUUACGGAUCCUGUUGAGGAUAUAUGUAGAUUACUAUCAGCAAAAGAAUAUUAA
Messenger RNA from Encephalitozoon romaleae SJ-2008, 2205 nucleotides. Its product is annotated as muskelin N-terminus domain-containing protein. The record is from RefSeq and is a predicted model, not a curated record. NCBI's taxonomy places the organism in Eukaryota, Fungi, Microsporidia, Unikaryonidae. The transcript has a single exon. The coding region runs from base 1 to 2205 and encodes 734 amino acids. Gene Ontology annotation, cellular component: cytoplasm. Gene Ontology annotation, molecular function: protein binding.